Acaulospora colombiana is the source of this 1695-nucleotide messenger RNA. Lineage: Eukaryota; Fungi; Glomeromycota; Glomeromycetes; Diversisporales; Acaulosporaceae. The record is from the annotation of a GenBank genome assembly.
AUGGAGUAUCGCGGAGAUUGGGAACCUGAGGUCGACUAUUCUGGUCAUCAAUGGUUUACGAAUCUACCUCCUAAAGCCAAAACACCCCCUCCUGCCCCUUCCCCAAAACCAACUUACAUCCCCGAACCCGCAAUCGUAGACCGUAACACACUCUUUGUUUAUGCCUUAAAAUCGGCUCCAGAUGUAUUAAUGGAGCAAUAUAAACACUUUGGGCAGCUUGGCGUUCUAGGAUGGUGCUCAGAGUUCAGCGAGCUGAUUGAUGAGCUCAAAGAGUUCGGCCACAUGUUCACCGACACUCGCGAUCAGGCACUGGAAACAUGCACUAACCUCUUGGACGCCCUCGUUAAUCAUAUGGAAGUUCAGAGGCUACGGAAAUUCCUAGAUGCGAACACGGAGUUUGAUGACUAUCCGCAGCCAGAUUUUCCUAUCCAGUUCUAUCAGCGGAAACGAAAGUUGACUGAAGAUGAGGAUACCCCGUAUAGACGAAAGAAACACUCGCUUUCUUCCAUUUCUGCUGUGCUCUCCACCGUUAAUAGCGAGGGUAUUAUAGACAUCAUUCAAGUAGACCGUCCACUGACCAUAGGUAUGCUUUCUUGGUUAAGCUGGACUGUUCAUUCUCAUCUCAUUUUGACUAAUAGGUCGCCAUCCAAAGUCGGACUACGUGCUCAAAGAAAAGACAGUUUCAAGUCGGCAUUGCACAAUUCACGCGUAAGCAUGUAUCGGGACUUUUCUAGCAAUGGAAUCAUCGUGAAUAGUCACCCGUUUACGAAACGUAGAUCAAUCCUCCUAAUGGAUGGGGACUAUCUUCAAAUCUCGGGUUCGCAAGUCUUCCACUGUGAGCAAGUCCGUCGAGAAGGGUCGCAGUCAAACCUGCAUGUGGAUCGUGGCCUCGCAGAAAUACAAGUUUGCAUCUAUACUUGCUUGUUAGCCUCUACGUCUCUCAACUCAACCAGAGGAGCAUACUCUGCUGUCAAUUUGGCCAUCGACCUGAAAGAGCAUAGGCAAGUGGCAUGCAAAAUUAUACAACAAAGAUCCCAGGCGGACAUCACAGACGUCCUUCGAGAGCCCAAUAUCAAUGCGGUGUAUGGAUUCAGUUCAAGCGAGGAAGCUCUGCAACCCGAGAAUAUCCUCCUUGCCACACCUGGAGCAUACCCUAGAAUCUUGAUAGCAGAUUUUGGUCUCGCUAAGGAGCGAGCCUUCGAGCUCACUGGUAAUGUCGCAGGCACGAUCUCAUAUCUCCCUCCAGAAGCAGUCACGGCAUUGGCAAGAAAGACCAAAUACAAUACCGAGAUGUCUGACUCUUGGGCCCUUGGGCUCAUCAUAUUUAUCAUGCUUCAGUCGGUACCUUGGCCUUUCUACCUGUUCUCCAGUUCUCAAGGCGUCUUGUUUAGGGGUUAUCAUCCAUUCGAUUCGCGAAGGAAGGCACAAAUUUCAUCAUAUCCAAUAAACAAUUGCGGAGAACCUGACACGCCACAUCAAAGUGAAGAGAUUGUUCGCAGGCGCAUCGUCCAGAAAGUAGGAAUUCUCCACUGGUCAGAUUGGCAGGGACUCUCUUUGGGAAAGGAUUUGGUCUCAAAACUUCUCGUCCGAGAUGCAAAACACCGUCAGACCGUUGGCGCCGCAAUGGAUCACGAUUGGAUCAGACAAGACCUACCAUCUCUCAUGAAGGCAUAUAACAAGCUAGUUGUAUCAGAG